Messenger RNA from Arabidopsis lyrata subsp. lyrata, 1581 nucleotides. RefSeq names its product putative F-box/FBD/LRR-repeat protein At5g44950. Bases 87 to 1496 code for a protein of 469 amino acids. Gene Ontology annotation, molecular function: protein binding. The record is from RefSeq and is a predicted model, not a curated record. Lineage: Eukaryota; Viridiplantae; Streptophyta; Magnoliopsida; Brassicales; Brassicaceae. The transcript is spliced from 3 exons.
UUGGAGAAAUCUGAGCAAGCCAACGCCAUCGAUUAGAUCAAGACCUUUUGAUAUUGUAGUUUUGGAAGCUUUUAGGGUUACGUCUCAUGAUGAGAAACGAUAUAAUCAGCGAACUUCCGGAAUCUUUGAUAACUCAGAUACUUUUAUGGCUUCCGACCAAAGAUUCUAUUAAAACAAGUGUUUUAUCGACCAGAUGGAGAAAUCUUUGGCUUAAUGUUCCAGGACUAGAUUUAAACUCCGAUGACUUCCGUUUCCCUUACAGAGAUAUCAUCAAGAACUUCACUGAAAGAUUUCUAGAGUUUAACAGUAUGUCAGGCCUUCAAAAGUUCAAGAUGAAGAAUGAUUACGGCAAAUACAAUGUGUGUAGCGAAAGAUUAAAGGAGUGGAUCGCUACAGCGGUUGAUAGCGGGAUUCAACAUCUAGAUUUCGAGACCAAAAAUCCUCUGCUUCUCAAAGAUUUAAUGCCUAUGAAUAUUUAUAAGAGCAAGACAUUGGUGUCUUUAAAGCUUGUAUGCGUAGAGCUUGAGAACCCAAAGUUUGUUGUUUCUCUACCUUGUCUCAAGAUCUUGCAUCUUGAAAAAAUUUGGUAUUGUUAUGAUGGUCCUUUAGUUGUGGAGAAACUCAUCUCAGGGUGUCCUGUUCUUGAAGAUCUUACCAUGGUAAGGAUUCAUGAUGCGGAUAUACAAGCUCUGCCUCUUUUACAUGUGAGGUCUCUGACUCUGAAGAUCUUCCGUUUAAUGUUUAAUUUGGAGAUGACUACUAGACCUAUUUUGGUGGAGAUUGAUGCUCCAAAACUCAAGUAUCUAAGUUUUAAAGCUAGGCAAUCUGAUAAAAUCAUGGUAAAGAAUCUGAGUUCAUUGUUCAAGAUAGACCUUGAUACUGAUUUUGGCGGCAGUUCCUUGGAACCCCAUGAUUUAAGGAAGAGAAGAGAUAUUAUUCGCGACGUUCUCACUGGUAUUUCGAGUGUAAGACAUAUGAUCAUCUCUCAACGUACUCUAGAGGUCAUACAUGGUUAUUCAAAACUCGGACCGAUUCCCAAAUUCCAUCACCUAACGCAUUUGAAGGCCGCAUUCUCCAGCACAUCGUUACAACUAUUGCUCGCCUUUCUUGAGAGCUGCCCAAAUCUUAAAAACCUCAUAUUGGACUUAUCUGUUUCAACGGAGCCAGAGCGAAUCGAUAUUACCAAUGUGCCUCGGUGUAUAACAACGACUCUGGAGUGUAUUGAGAUUAACAAACUGAUAAGGAAGGGAGAAACUGGGAUUAAACUAGUUCAGUAUUUUCUUGAAAAUUCACCAAUCCUUAAGAAAGCCAAGCUGAGUUUUACAGAUUCUCCUAUGAGUAUGACCAAUCUACCGUUAGAUCGGGUCUUCAAGAUGUAUCUUACAUCCAGAAAGCGUUCUCGCAGAUGUCAAGUUAUCAUUUCUUAUCAUGCAUCUGAUGUCAGCGAAGGCAUGAACAUUGUCAUUGAACAAAGAUGUAGAAGACUAUUCUUAUGAAAGUUGCAGUUAGGCUUAGCAUUUUGUAGAUACGGUUUAUUAGGUUUAAAAUGGGACACCUAGACUAUUGAAUGAAUGUCUUCUU